Pseudomassariella vexata is the source of this 819-nucleotide messenger RNA. RefSeq lists its product as uncharacterized. The transcript has a single exon. Lineage: Eukaryota; Fungi; Ascomycota; Sordariomycetes; Amphisphaeriales; Pseudomassariaceae. The record is from RefSeq and is a predicted model, not a curated record. Bases 238 to 711 code for a protein of 157 amino acids.
AGCAUGCUCAUUGAGUUUUAAUUAGAUUGGUAUCUGCAAGAUUCAUCGACACUUCCUUCGGCAAAAUGCCAGUGUACGACCCAAUUGAUAAUUGCCAUCUUAGUAGUUGGGACUGGGGAAUGGUAGCUCAACAUUACACAGAUCAACAAAAUCUUGUAUCCGAGUCAAGUACCUUAGCCACGAACGAACACUGAUAUUGUCAAUACUUACAGUGGAGUACAAGUCCAAGUCAAACACAUGAAAUCAACACUCCUCAAGAACACUGCUCAUGAAAUCCUCAACUCAUCAUUCGACAACGGACAAGAAAUGCGAACCACCCGCACAUCAAAAGCCACCUUGUUGUUCGGCCGAUUCGAAUCCCAUAGGACAUCGACUCGUGUUCUUGAACUUAGUCUUGAUUUCCAGCUCGCGCUUCAUUCGCUCUUCCUUCUCCUGACGCUCUUGUUCGGUUUUGAUGGACUCUACUCAAGCCGCUUCAAGCGCACGCAGGGCAUCGAGCCGGGCAGAGUCGUCUGUUUGUCGCCCGACCUUCUCAUUCGCGGCGUGGAGCUCACGCUCGAGUUGCUUCCAGCCUGCAUCGCGGAUACUAUCUGGAUUGGUCGAGGCCAGCUUGAGACGCUUCCUGGGCUCGUCUGGUUCGGCUUGAUCAAUAUGUGCUCGUUCCGUCGUCAUUGUCAGAACGGUAGACGUCUGCAUUUUUGGUGCCGCUAGAGUUGCUUCAUACUGAUCCGCAUAGAGAAUCAGCAUAGAGAGAAUCAGUAGGUGGGACACAUGUGACAAGAGGCCCUCUCGUUCGCUCCUUUUUCAUGAAAUCCAGGC